CUACCUGUAGAGCCCGAGGGGCGCCCCCUCCCCGGACACCUAUUCUUUCUCCUUCGGAAACCUCCCGUCUAGCUACCCGCGUCUCGGACAGGCGGCGCUGGGACCCCGAGACAGGGCGCCAGGCUCGCAGCUGGUGACAUGUAGACGCCCGCCCCGCGGUCCAGCUUCGGCGCCUUCUGCCCGUAAAGUUUAGGGCCGGGCGCCAUGGCCAAGAGCAGCUCCCUGAAUGUCCGCGUGGUGGAGGGCCGGGCGCUGCCUGCCAAGGAUGUGUCUGGGAGCAGUGACCCCUACUGCAUCGUGAAGGUGGAUGACGAGGUGGUGGCCAGGACAGCAACUGUCUGGCGGAGCCUGAACCCCUUCUGGGGGGAGGAGUACACCAUCCACCUGCCCCUGGAUUUCCACCACCUGGCCUUCUAUGUGCUGGAUGAGGACACGGUGGGGCACGAUGACAUCAUCGGCAAGAUCUCGCUGAGCAGGGAGGCGAUUGCUGCUGACCCCCGAGGAAUUGACAGCUGGAUAGACCUGAGCCGUGUGGACCCGGACGCGGAGGUGCAGGGUGAGGUCUGCUUGGACGUACAGAUUCUGGAGGGUGCACGGGGCCGUUGCCUUCGCUGUCACGUACUUCAGGCCAGGGACCUCGCCCCCCGCGAUGUCACCGGCACGUCUGACCCAUUCGCACGCGUGUUCUGGGGCAGCCAGAGCUUGGAGACCUCAACCAUUAAGAAGACCCGCUUCCCACACUGGGACGAGGUGCUGGAGCUUCCGGAGCUGCCAGGGGCCCCAGCCCCACUGCGGGUGGAGCUCUGGGACUGGGACAUGGUGGGCAAGAACGACUUCCUGGGCAUGGUGGAGUUCGCCCCGCCCGUCCUGCAGCGGAGCCCACCCAGUGGCUGGUUCCGGCUUCUGCCCUUCCCCAGGGCCGAGGAGGAUUCUGGGGGGACCCUGGGUGCCCUGCGGCUGAAGGUGCGCCUUGUCGAGGACCGCGUCCUGCCCUCCCAGUACUACCAGCCGCUCAGGGAGCUGCUCGUGGCGUGUGUGCAGGGCCCGGCAGAGGAGGACGCUACUAGUCCCCUGGCUGUGCUGGAGGACCUGACCUCCGGGGACUGCCGCCAGGACCUGGCCACCAAGCUGGUGAAGCUCUUUCUAGGCCAGGGCCUGGCCGGGCCCUUCCUGGACUAUCUCACUCGGCGCGAGGUGACCCGGACCACCGACCCCAACACCCUCUUCCGCUCCAACUCCCUGGCAUCCAAGUCAAUGGAACAGUUUAUGAAGCUCGUGGGCAUGCCUUACCUGCACGAGGUCCUGAAGCCGGUGAUUAACCGCGUCUUCGAGGAAAAGAAAUACGUGGAGCUGGACCCGUGCAAGAUAGACCUGGGUCGUACCAGGAGAAUCUCCUUCAAGGGUGCACCCUCGGAGGAGCAUGUGCGGGAGGCCAGCCUGGGGCUGCUGACCGGCUACCUGGGAUCCAUCGUGGACGCCAUUGUGGGCUCCGUGGAGCGCUGCCCGUUCGCCAUGCGCCUCGCCUUCAAGCAGCUGCGGCGGCGCGUGGAGGAGCGCUUCCCCCAGGCUGAGUACGAGGAUGUGAAGUACCUGGCCACGAGUGGCUUUCUGUUCCUGCGAUUCUUUGCACCUGCCGUCCUCACCCCGAAGCUGUUUGACCUCCGCGACCAGCAUGCGGACCCCCAGACCAGCCGCUCGCUGCUACUUCUCGCCAAGGCCGUGCAGAGCAUCGGAAACCUGGGCCAGCAGCUGGGCCAGGGCAAGGAACUCUGGAUGGCCCCCCUACACCCCUUCCUGCUGCAGAGUAUCCCACGUGUGAGAGACUUCCUGGACCAGCUGGCGGACGUGGAUGGGGGGGAGGAGGCUGGGGGCCCGCCCCGGGCGCUGGUGGCCCCCUCGGUGAUUGUCCGCGAAGGUCACCUGCUGAAGCGCAAGGAGGAGUCCGCCAGCCUGGCCACACGCUUUGCCUUCAAGAAGCGCUACUUUCGGCUCAGCGGGGAGACUCUGUCCUACUCCAAGGGCCCUGAGUGGCAGAUGCGCUCCUCCAUCCCGGUGUCGCACAUCCGCGCCGUGGAGCGCGUGGACGAGGGCGCCUUCCAGCUGCCGCACGUGAUGCAGGUGAUUGCGCAGGAUGGUGCGGGCGCCCUGCACACCACCUACCUCCAGUGCAAGAAUGUGAACGAGCUCAACCAGUGGCUGUCGGCCCUGCGCAAGGCCAGCGCCCCCAACCCGGACAAGCUGGCCACCUGCCACCCCGGGGCCUUCCGCAGCUCGCGCUGGACGUGCUGCCUCCAGGCCGAGCGCUCAGCCGCUGGCUGCAGCCGCACACACUCGGCCGUCACCCUGGGGGACUGGAGUGACCCGCUGGACCCUGACGCUGAGAUCCAGAUGGUGUACCGGCAGCUGCUCCUGGGGCGCGACCAGCUCAGGAUGAAAUUCCAGGCGGAUUUCAACAUAGAUACAAGUCCCGAGGCAGAGGCAAGGAGGGCCUCCAGAGCCAGGGAAGGGGCCUGUCCGGAAGCCCUGGGCCGGCAGAGAGAGGCAGCUGGCCGCCUGCUGGAGGUGCUGGCCGAUCUGGACAGAGCCCAUGAGGAGCUCCAGCAGCAGGAGCGGCAGAGGGUAGCCCCGGGCCCCCUCGGGCACUGAGCGAUGCCAGAGCCAGCCCAGAAGGACGAGGAAGGAGCCAUCGGGCCCUUCUUGGGGCCCCCGGGCCCCCCUCGGCUGUCCUGUACCUUGUCGAUGCUGCAGCGUGGACGUGUCUGGAGAUCUUCUAGUCUCUGUGGCCAAAGUCCGGAACCCAAGGCAGGAAGCCCCCUGGCAGCGGGGCUGGCCUGGUACUGAAUGAGUCCCGGCCUCUGGGCCCAGGCAGUUGGGAGCGGACAGGAGCCUGACUCAUGUGGCUCAGCCGAAAGUCUCUGCCAGACCGGACUGGCCUCGACUCACACCGACAAGCCGGCCUGGCCCUGAGCUGCUGGAUCCAGCCGUACGUGAAUCCCUGAUGCCCACGUGGCCUUGUUGCCCAGACUGGCACCAAUGAGGCGCAGCCCAUCCUGUUUUCAUGUCUGCCAAUCCGUGUAACCUCAGUGACCCUCCUGAGCCCUGCCUUGGCUGAGAGUCCUAACCACAAGCUUCCAGAAUCGGGUUCCCUCAGGAAUAACGGAGGCUCGGAGCCCAGUGUGCCCAACUCAGAGCCUCAGAGCCUGGGAUGCCCUGGGCUGGGCUCAUGUCCCCUCUUUGAGCCUCA
This is a messenger RNA of Hyaena hyaena (striped hyena), 3244 nucleotides long. RefSeq names its product RAS protein activator like 1 (gene RASAL1). Gene Ontology annotation, biological process: negative regulation of Ras protein signal transduction; cellular response to calcium ion; regulation of GTPase activity. The record is from RefSeq and is a predicted model, not a curated record. Lineage: Eukaryota; Metazoa; Chordata; Mammalia; Carnivora; Hyaenidae. The transcript has 21 exons. Gene Ontology annotation, molecular function: GTPase activator activity. The coding region runs from base 205 to 2646 and encodes 813 amino acids.